AGUUUGCCUUUGCAUUAAGCCUUUGUGCUGUGCUCCAUUCGUCCCUCUGCAGGACUGGUAUGAACACGGGACGCCGGCAGUAUUCUGGAUGUCAGGCUUCUUCUUCACCCAGGCCUUCCUGACGGGAGGCCAGCAGAACUAUGCCCGCAAACACACCAUCCCCAUCGACUUGCUGGGCUUCGACUUUGAGGUGCUGGAUGACAAGGAGUAUCGCCAGCCCCCAGAAGACGGUGUGUACAUUUAUGGGCUCUACCUUGACUGUGCACGUUGGGACAGAAAGACCAAGCUCUUGGCUGAGUCCUACCCCAAAGUGCUACACGACGCCAUGCCUGUGAUGUGGCUGAAACCCAUCAAAAGGCAGGACAUCCCCCAGCGUAUGUGCUACCUCUCCCCCGUCUACAAGACCGGCGAGCGCCGCGGCACACUCUCCACCACUGGCCACUCCACCAACUACGUAAUCGCCAUGGCGCUCAACUCGGACGUGCCCGCCGAGCACUGGAUCAGACGAGGGGUGGCGCUGCUUUGCCAGCUCAAUGCAUAGACUUCCCCUAUGCUCUGUUUUGCACCUACUAUUUAUCCAGUUUUAUGUAAGAAGAGUUAUGAAAAGGAUGUUCUCUGGCUUGUUUUUUUUUCACACAGUGCUUCAUGAAUGUAUUGCUGAGAAUAAUUUGUAAUGAUAUUUGACUUUGAUGGGCUACGGAAGCAUACACAAAAGCACAAGUGAUGCGGAUGAGCCCAAAACCUUAUAGAUGCAAUGCCUCUAUACCCACAAGCACUGGACAUUGAACUUUUGCAUGUUUUCGUAGCCUUGUGUUACAUAAUUGAACAUCAGCCUUAAACUCUUAAAAUUUGACACAGCUGAUUGCACAACAGCUGAGUCUUUCAACAUUUUGAUUAGUCUGCCAACAAUGAUUCCCAUUACAUUUUCACAAUAAUUCUUGAUUUCCAUGAUGUAUCUGUACAUAGAGCAACAUUUUAGAGCAACAAAACUUUCUUUAAACUAAUCAAAUUUUGUUUCAAAUUCUCCAAUGACAAAUACAAACACAGAUUGUUCUUAUUUUAUCUUGUUCUGAGGGCAGCUCUGCAGAAUCAAAUGUGAUCAGAGAUGGGUCAUUCCACCACUAGAGUGCCUUUUUGCUAAGGUAAUUUGGUAAAAAAAAAAAAAAAAACGGUUCAACUUCAUAGAAAACAUGUUUUCCCAUCUCAAGAGUUUAAAUUAAGAAAAAAUACUAUAGUAGGUGUCAAUUAAAGUAACAGGGUUGAAUUUUUUUUUAAAUCUUAAAACAGCCAUAACUCCCCUUGUGACAAAGGGGAAGGGAAGAUUGUUGUGUGCAACAAGGAUGGGGCAAUACAAUGCAAACUUCACAUUAAAAAUGAAAUUGUUAAAA
This is a messenger RNA of Salmo salar (Atlantic salmon), 1388 nucleotides long. The record is from RefSeq and is a predicted model, not a curated record. Lineage: Eukaryota; Metazoa; Chordata; Actinopteri; Salmoniformes; Salmonidae.